Molecule: messenger RNA, 2453 nt
Organism: Cervus elaphus (red deer)
Lineage: Eukaryota; Metazoa; Chordata; Mammalia; Artiodactyla; Cervidae
Gene: ANXA5
Product: annexin A5
Exons: 13
Coding region: 125-1396 (423 amino acids)
Biological process (GO): negative regulation of coagulation
Cellular component (GO): cytoplasm
Molecular function (GO): calcium-dependent phospholipid binding; calcium ion binding
Source: RefSeq, a predicted model, not a curated record
CCUGUGGCCACGGAGCGGAGGAAGGUCCCCCACGCCAAACUCAGAGUCCUGCACUGUUCCCCAUGGCCUCCUCGCUGCACGAAGGCCAGACUUUCCCCGGUGCCCUGGGUGCCGAGACCCCUCAAUGUUCCAAAGCAGCGGCGGCCGGGCUCCACCCAGGCGGCGAGGACUGGGAGCAGCCGCGGCCCACGCAGGCGCACUGAGGCCUGAGGCGGUCGGGGGCGCCCAGGGGCGGUGCGGGCCGCGCCCGGCAGGGCUGGGCUGGGCGGGGCCGGACCGAGCCGCUGUGUUUCCGUUGCCUGGAGCCGCCAGCAAGCAGCGGCCGCAGCGUCCUCCGCUCACCCUCGCCGGCUCUGCGCGCCCCGCCGCCUUCCCCGCAGUUCGGGUCUGGUCCUGCGUCGCUCACCUUCUCCUGACCUGGGCAGGCGCCAUGGCACAGGUUCUCAGAGGCACCGUGACUGACUUCCCUGGAUUCGAUGAGCGGGCUGAUGCAGAAACUCUCCGGAAGGCCAUGAAAGGCUUGGGCACGGAUGAGGAGAGCAUCCUGACUCUGUUGACAUCCCGCAGUAAUGCUCAGCGCCAGGAGAUUGCUGUGGCUUUUAAAACUCUGUUUGGCAGGGACCUUCUGGAUGACCUGAAAUCAGAACUGACUGGAAAAUUUGAAAAAUUAAUCGUGGCUCUGAUGAAACCCUCUCGGCUUUAUGAUGCCUAUGAACUGAAGCAUGCUCUUAAGGGAGCUGGGACAAAUGAAAAAGUCCUGACAGAAAUUAUUGCUUCAAGGACCCCUGAAGAAUUGAGAGCCAUAAAAAAAGUUUAUGAAGAAGAAUAUGGCUCGAGCCUGGAAGAUGAUGUGGUGGGCGAUACUUCAGGGUACUACCAGAGGAUGUUGGUGGUCCUCCUUCAGGCUAAUAGAGACCCUGACACGAGAAUUGAUGAAGCACAGGUUGAACAAGAUGCUCAGGCUUUGUUCCAGGCUGGAGAACUUAAAUGGGGAACAGAUGAAGAAAAGUUUAUUACCAUCUUUGGAACACGAAGUGUGUCUCAUUUGAGAAGAGUGUUUGACAAAUACAUGACUAUAUCAGGGUUUCAAAUUGAAGAAACCAUUGACCGAGAGACUUCUGGCAAUUUGGAACAACUUCUUCUUGCUGUUGUGAAAUCCAUUCGCAGUAUACCUGCCUACCUUGCAGAAACCCUCUACUAUGCUAUGAAGGGAGCUGGAACAGAUGAUCAUACCCUCAUCAGAGUUGUGGUUUCCAGAAGUGAGAUUGAUCUGUAUAACAUUAGGAAGGAGUUUAGGAAGAAUUUUGCCACCUCUCUUUAUUCCAUGAUUAAGGGGGACACGUCUGGGGACUAUAAGAAAGCCCUGCUGCUGCUCUGUGGAGGUGAAGAUGACUGACGGGAGCCUGGGGAGCCGCCCCGCGCCGUGUGCGCCCGGCACCGCUGCUCACAGCCCCUGCACGCCCACGCCGCGCACACUGCCUUACUCACGCUAGCACGCUGUGGCCAGAACACACACGUCGUCGAAGAACGUAGCGGUGCUCCUUUCUGAUCUUAAGAUCUUUCUCUUUAACUGUUGUAGCACUAAAGUGUACUUAUGUUACUAGGACUAAAGUCUGGAUCAUUUAUAUUUUCCUAUAAGAGGCAGACUGCUUUCACCCUUUUUCAAAAGCUUCAUUUAUAUUAAAUUGAUAACCAUAUUACCUUAAUCGGAACCUUAGCCUUGGAAUUGUGAACUCCUGGAAGUGUUAUUAAUCAAGUUUGCUACCAAGUUAAACCUUAAAAAUUAUGGUAGUUGCAAUCAAAAGAUUAAUGAAUAAUAAACAUUUCCAUCUCCUGAACUUCUCGUGGGUGUAUGUCUAGAAAACUUACUUGAUUUACGUAUUGAACAAGAAUAUAUUUUCUUCAGGCUGGUCAGUUGACAGUGUUAUCAGUUGACAACUGAAUUGUCGAAAGUUAUUAAAAGUUGGCUUUUGGUUGAAAAGCAUGAGCUACAACGCUGCAGAAUGAAUUUCCUGUGCAGGGGGGGUGAGGGGGGACCUGAAGAGGCAGCUUCCCUGGUGACUCAGACGGUCAAGCACCCGCCUGCCGAUUCAGGAGACGUAAGACAUGCUGGGGUGGGGAAGAUCCCCUGGGAAAGGGAGUGGCUACCCACUCCAGUAUUCUUGCCUGGAGAACCCCCUGGACUCUCAGAGGAGCCUGGUGGGCUACAGUCCAUGGGGUUGCAAAGAGGCGGACACAAGUUACCAACUGAGCACAUACAGAGUAUGUAAUAAGCCACUAAGCGUUCUCAUUUAUUGGUAGCAUGUUUAUGUGGGCAUCAGCUAAAGCAGUGCUAACACUAGUUGCUUAUUGGAAAAGCUGAUUUAAAAACUUAAACUAAAAAAUAAAACCCAAACAUUCCUGAUGUGAGAGUCACUCGGAGAAAAGUCGUAUGAAUAAAACAUGUUACCAGA